GCAAAUAGUUGUGCAGGCUGAAAAAAUAAGCCAAUGACCUUGCCGAGCUAUAAUUAGCCGCCAUUUACAGAUGCGAUCUCAUAAAAUGGCUGAAUAUGAAGACUACAUAGGAGGUACGCUACCUAAUAAUCAAGUUCGCUAUCGUCCAGAAAUAAAGGAUGAUAAGUUUGGAGAAACUGUUCUACAGUGGUAUAAUGAAGUUGAUAGUGAUGCGAGUGAUGUUGACAGUGCGCCAGAAGAUGAAGUUCGUGGAAAGCAGAUAGAUCCAAUAAGUCAUACAAGAGAGCAUAAUGAGGUGUCUGUAAGUUUUGGAUUUCAUAUUCGAGUACUAGAACCCGUGAGAGAUACAAACUUGUAA
Molecule: messenger RNA, 358 nt
Organism: Acanthoscelides obtectus
Lineage: Eukaryota; Metazoa; Arthropoda; Insecta; Coleoptera; Chrysomelidae
Source: the annotation of a GenBank genome assembly